This is a messenger RNA of Trichoderma virens Gv29-8, 1458 nucleotides long. RefSeq lists its product as uncharacterized. The coding region runs from base 1 to 1458 and encodes 485 amino acids. The transcript has 2 exons. The record is from RefSeq and is a predicted model, not a curated record. Lineage: Eukaryota; Fungi; Ascomycota; Sordariomycetes; Hypocreales; Hypocreaceae.
AUGGCGCCCAAGAGAUCUCCGCCGGCAAUCGUGCCGACAGACGAGAUCGCGCCCCUGCACUUGUUCGACGAUACGACGAUGCUACGGGGCUGCACGCUCAUGUGGACCCUGAAGUUCAACGAGGUGCUGGACGCGGAUAAGCUGGGCAGUUCGCUGUCAGAGCUCUUCCAGAUGGAGGGCUGGCGGAAGCUGGGCGGGAGACUUCGGCGCAGACCCGAUGGGUCGGCUGAGAUUCACAUCCCGUGUCCCUUCACAGAGGACCGGCCGCCGCUCCACUUUACAAAGGAGAGCUUCGACAUGCGCAUUUCGGAACAUCCUGAAGCAUCCAAGCUGCCGCGUGCUUCAGACAAAGUAUCGACAUUUCCAAGCGCGCGAAACUUCCAGUCGCUGGGCCAAGGACCGGGAGCACCCAAAUGCAUCGAUGACUACUUUUAUUCAGAUCAUCCGCUAUACAGUCUCCAUGUCGUCAACUUCACGGAUGCAACUUUGGUUUCCAUCAGUUUCAAUCACGCCAUCAGUGAUCUCGCCGGCCUCAUGGCCGUCAUCAACGCAUGGCAGCUCGUUUUAGCCGGCAAGCCCGAGGCCGUACCUCCAUUCAAGGGCUUUUUUGAGGACACCAUGGCAGGUCUUUACAAGGCUCAGCCAACUGAGAAAUUCGUCCUAGCCGAUAAACAGCUCUCGGGCUUGGGACUUGCUGUGUUUGGACUGCGGCUCAUUUUCGAGUCGUGGUGGAACGGCCCUAUCGAAUCCAAACUCGUUUGCAUCCCGAAGAAGACAAUGGAUACACUUGUUCAGACGGCCAAAGAUCAGAUCCCGAAAUCAGCAACAGGCUCAGCUACAUUCAUCAGUGAAAACGACAUCAUUGUAGCACUGGCCACAAAGACGGUGGGCCAUAACUUAUCUCCCGGCCGCCCGAUUACAGCUCUGCAGGCAGUUGACCCUCGCACCCGUGUCAAGUCAGUCUUUCAGCAAGACGCCGCUUAUGUCUGCAAUGCACCGGCAGCAGCCUUUGUCCAUUACAACAGCCAGGAAGCAGUAGACAAGAGCAUCGGCGAAUUAGCGCUCGAGAGUCGAAAGGCUCUCCAAACGCAAGUCACCGAGGAGCAAAUGAAAGCCGUGGCCGCGCUGGCAUACAAAUCCAUGAUGGCCACCGGGAACCCUCCCAUGUUUGGAGAAAGCAACAUGGCCUUUCUCGUAUUUUCCAAUUGGAGCAAGGCUGCCUUUCUCGAAAAGGUAGACUUUAGCCCAGCGAUUGUCAAGAGAGCGGAAAAGGAUCGCCCUGAUGGGAAGCAAGGCCACCCUGUGUUUUACCAUUCGCAGAGUAUCGAGAGGGCUGGCAUUUCCACACAUGUUGUUGUUAUAAUGGGAAGAGAUUUGGAGGGCAACUUUUGGCUGAAUGCUGAUUUCCCAGGUUACAUCUGGCCCACAAUGCUGGAGCAGUUGGAGAAGUACGCAUAG